This is a messenger RNA of Mauremys mutica (yellowpond turtle), 1838 nucleotides long. RefSeq names its product surfeit 2 (gene SURF2). Lineage: Eukaryota; Metazoa; Chordata; Testudines; Geoemydidae. The transcript is spliced from 6 exons. The record is from RefSeq and is a predicted model, not a curated record. The coding region runs from base 114 to 899 and encodes 261 amino acids.
CCGGGCUUCCCUGAUUUCCGGUUUGGGCCGUCCCGUGUCCUGGCCGGCUGCCCCCACGUGAGGGCCGGGCCGGAGCAGGGGGAGUCCGGGCUGCGCCGCCCUCCAGCGCCAUCAUGUGCGAGGUGCCCGCGGAGGUUCAGCGCUUCCUACAGCAGCACCCGGUGCUGCGCCUCGUCGAGCCGGGCAAUAAGGUGAAAUGCAGGUUGACAGGUCACGAGCUGCCAUGUCGGAUGCCAGAGCUGCAAGCUUAUACGAGUGGCAAGAAGUAUCUGAGACUGAUAAAGACAGCAAGAGCAUUUGACUACAGUGAAUUCGAGCCACACGUUGUGCCCAGUACCAAGAAUCCCCAUCAGCUGUUUUGCAAGCUCACUCUCAGGCACAUCAACAGGCUUCCAGAGCAUGUGCUGCGUCAUGUCCAAGGAAGGCGCUAUCAGAGAGCACUGAAAAAAUAUGAGGAGUGCCAGAAGGAGGGUGUGGAGUACGUCCCUGCCUGCCUCCUGCAGAAGAGACAGCGGCGGCGAGAUGACCAGGCUGAGGGGAGCAGGCAGCCCCGCAGAAAGGGAGAAUUCUGGGAGCCUAUGUCCAGUGAAGAGGAAGAAGAUGAGACAGAUGAUAGCAUGAGCGACCUGUACCCAGCUGAGCUUUUCCCAGAAAAAAGGCCAGUGGUGCAAGGAGAACGGGAAGGUGAUGAUGACUUCGUGACAGAUAGCGAGGAAGAUGUGGCCAAGCCCGCAGAGGAAAACAGCAGCAUGAAUGGAGAGGAGAGUGAAAAGAUGGACGAGACCAGACGAGCUGGCAACAAAAGGGGAAAGGAACAAUGGCACUGGCUCAGGAAAGCAUUCUCUCCCCCAGCCCAUGAGUGUGGGUAUUGGGAUGCCAGAGCAGGUGCUUUCCCUUGAGAGUUCUGUACCUGCUGUUGCUCAGUGCGGGGAAAAGAUUUUGCAUCUACAAGAGAGACUGGCAGAAAUGGAUCAAGAAAGCAAAGGGUGCUCUGGGCUGGAAGAUCAGACACUGCUCUGAACCCACUGGUGAGGUGAUGUGAACCCUGCAUGCAUUAUGAAAUGCUCAGCAUUUGAGCUUCUGCCUUUCAGUGCCAGGAACAGGGUCUUUCACAGCUCCACAAAUAUUAGUUCCACCAGUUACUGCUCAGAUUGAAAGAACCUGGAGCCACAUUUAGAUAAAUGCUGAUUGGUUGCUGAAAGGAGCUGUCUCUGGGAAUCACUUUCUGGCUUGCUUCCCUUUGUUGGUGGGUGGAAAAUGCUGAAAAGGAUUGAUUUUGGCACACUACAUUUUAAAAUGAAGUCUGUCUUGAGACCCUUCCCACUAACCCACCCCCAACAUCUUACUGAAAUCUUUCCACCAAUAUAUCACCACCACCCCCUGGUUCUGCUCAGGAAAAGAAAUGAGACAUUCCAUUUUCAUUACAGAAAAUAAAACCCUCUCUUUCCUCACCUAGAGAAGGAUGCAGCUGCUUCUGCCAUUCUCUUUGCCCCUCUCUCUCUGUCUUGGGGUGUGGAAAGGACCUUCCCCUUGCUCAGACCUGGGUACAUAACACUGUAAUUUUUUAAAACCAAUGUCUUCACUUAGCGUAACUCUCCAAUUGUACAAACAAUGCUCCAACCAGCAGCUGGGUUUUAUAUACACAGAGGAUUUUUAGUUCUCUGAAGGGAAUGGGGAAUUCACUUGUAAGAGUUAAACAGAAAAAAUAACCAAACAGCACACUGAAUGAUACUGCUGUGUAUCUGCUCACUGUACUUUAAAUUUAAAAGCCAUUACUGAAGUACUCAAUGAAAUGUGGAUUCCUUGGGUUAGUUCCAAUUCUAGGAAGUUAAAAACAA